AUGUUGAAAAGAAAUAAAGCAAAUGUUGUAAAUAAUACUGAAGUAGCUGAAGUUAAACAAACUCCAACACCUUCGCCAAAACCUUCAAUGACUCCUGAACCUAUGGAAGUACAAACUCCUGUUCAAAAGUCAACUCCUAAACCGACUCCAACAUUUAAACCAGAACCUACUCCUCAAAUAAAUCGUAAAACUCCUGCGUUUCCUUACUGA
Messenger RNA from Trichomonas vaginalis G3, 210 nucleotides. Its product is annotated as kinase C-related family. NCBI's taxonomy places the organism in Eukaryota, Parabasalia, Trichomonadida, Trichomonadidae. The transcript has a single exon. The record is from RefSeq and is a predicted model, not a curated record. Bases 1 to 210 code for a protein of 69 amino acids.